Molecule: messenger RNA, 585 nt
Organism: Pediculus humanus corporis (human body louse)
Lineage: Eukaryota; Metazoa; Arthropoda; Insecta; Psocodea; Pediculidae
Exons: 2
Coding region: 1-585 (194 amino acids)
Source: RefSeq, a predicted model, not a curated record
AUGAAUAGUUUUAAUUCUUGUUUCGAUGGCAUAAAAGUAAAUAAUUGUAUGAUGCUUACAAACAUAAAGAAACCGUUAAAAAAUACAGUUAAAAAAAAAAAAACUUGUACAUGUGUAAGUAUUAAAAUAGACGAUCACCGAGAUGGGGAUCAACAACCCCCAGUGGCAAACAUUGAAUGCUCUUCGCAUCCUGGUUUCUGUGUUUUAGAUGAUAGUGGAACAUGCACAAAACGUGAAAGUGCCAUUCACUGUGCAGAAGUUUCCCUUAAGUCACUGGGGCAAACAUUAUUAUUAAAAAAAGAAGAAGAAGAAUGCAAAAAUAAAUGUGACGGUAGUGGUUGCAAUAGUAGAAAACUUCAUCAUUAUAAAAUUGAUUUAAAUAAUUCUAACGAAACUGGAUUAGCUGCUGAUAAACAAUGUCAAACUUGCGGAAGUGAAUGUAGUCCUGCCACUUGUAAUAAAAGAUCUAGACAAUAUUUUAUUAGCUGGGAUAAAAUCAGAUCUAAAAUAAUUAUUUUUAUAGUUUUAGCUUUUGUUGUGUGGCUUAGCGUUUACACUGCGUUGUCAUUAACUUCCAAUUUAUAA